Pisolithus orientalis is the source of this 1350-nucleotide messenger RNA. RefSeq lists its product as uncharacterized. Lineage: Eukaryota; Fungi; Basidiomycota; Agaricomycetes; Boletales; Pisolithaceae. The record is from RefSeq and is a predicted model, not a curated record. The transcript has 8 exons. The coding region runs from base 1 to 1350 and encodes 449 amino acids.
AUGUUUCCUCGUAGAUCAACAAGUGCCAGCUUACCUUCCCAGUCAUUCUGGGGUAAAUUCAAGGGCAAAAAGAGCGACAAGGACAGCGAAUACCGCGACAGGCAGUCACAAAUGGCUCUCGCCAGACAGCGCCUUCUUACCCUCGCCUACGACGAUAUGGAAACAGUCAGAGUUCUCCCUCCGACUUACAAUGACUUGGAGGCCGUAGCCCGAGACUGGGCAAAACCACCCCCUGAUGCUAUCUUCAGUCUCCGAGUGCCCACCGAAUUCGCAUCGCUACAUGCCUCCCGGCUGGUUUCAGGGCCAUACAUCUACCUGACUGGCGAAGAUUCCUAUCAAAUUGCGAUAAUGGGUGUACAGGGCCUAAGGGUGGAGAUCGUCAGCGACGCUCCGCCACCGCCGGAUGAACCUCCCCCCCCGCCAGUCACAGAGAUGCCGGCCACUUUUAAUCUGGAACUCGUUCCAGGACAACAAAUUGCUCUGGAAACAACAGUUGCCUCUGCGGACGAUGUAGACAUGGCCCGCAUGGAGGACGGCACCGUGGUCGACGGCUUGUUCUGGGGAAAACUCGUGAUCGUCCACGCGGACAACAACCAUUCCGUCGACUUUACUGGGACCCGAAUGAAUAAUCCAGAUAUCACCCCCGAGUUCAUGUUCGACUCAAAAGUUAUGAGCAAGCUGGCCAGCGCUUCACGCCCUUCCCCCGCCAAGUGUCACCUCGUCCUUCUCGCACCCGCUCAGCAAUAUUGUGAUGUUAUUCUUACUGUAAACCCACUCUGGAAUCUUUCGAUGGCGUGGCCCCCCGCCGAGAAUGUAGGCGACCACAAACACAAGUACUUCCUACGAGUGCAUCCUGGUGGCGCAUUGGAACAUUUCGAAAGCGAAAUGGUCGUGACGUCAUUAUACUACGAGGCCCUUCCGGACCCCGCGAUGGUAGACCCCAACGAGUUUAUCGCCCCUCGAAACGGUUUCGCGAUGCCUUUCCGUGAUUUCAUCACUCACCUAAUGAAUGUGUUGGAUCAACUUGGAAUGUCCCUGCACGCACGAACUAACUUUAUCAAUAACAAUCUUCAUGCAUUCUCGGCUCACAGAAAUAUCGCUUACCGUUUCCUUUCUCCAACCAAGAUCGCCAAUGCCAUCGACAUCUCUGUGACCGCUGAUCCUUGCGUCUUCACUCGCCUCUUCCUCAUCUUCCGCGGCAUCUCCGAUGAUGACAUUGGAUUGUUUGCGGGGGCUGGCGAAAAGGAGGCCAAUACGCACAACUGGAGAGAGAUCGUUGGAUGGUCUGAGAACUCGAAGGAUACAUCGUUGUUCCGUGUCCUGGAAACUUCGAUCUGGGAAAUCACUUGA